ACGACCUGCGAAGCGGUCCAGCCUCCUCUCCUACAGCAACUACGGCCUCCUUCGACUCAGAAAGAAAAGAAAAGAAGUCAAGAAAUCCAAAUUUCACCUGACAACUUUGCACACUCUGCUCUCCUCCCGUGGCUUACACUUUCGUCGAAACUCUGAAGCACCAGUGAGACUCUGUGAUUGUUGCUUUCAGGCUAAAAAAAAAAAAAAAAAAAAGUUUUGCAUGUUUUAAACCCCGCUGUUUUGUCGCGUCUUUGUGUGCUUUUCGACUGAGUCUGGACCCACGUACCUGCAGCUUGUAGACGGACGACGGUAGCGGUGUUUUCGGUGUGUUUUCUCCUCUCCUGGCCGCCGCCGCUGCUGCUGUGAAUGAAGUGUCUGUUGAGCCGAAGAAAUCAGCGCGUCUCCAAUGAGGAAACUCGGCCGUGGACUCUCUGAGACUUUGUCCUAGCCUUCACACUCACCUGAGCAACUCUAUUUACUUUUUAAAUAUUUUUUUGUUUUUACCGUUUGCGCUGUUAGUCUUUUUUGGGGAGGUGUUUUUGCUUUUAUAAUUUCCUCUUUUAUCUGGUCCAAAAUGAAGAGUUUUUUGGUGCUGUGUGUCGUUUGCACGGCGGUUGUGUUGUCUGUGUCGGGGACCGCGGAGCAAAAGUUGAAAAACUGUAACGAAGUUCGUGCUGCUUACAGCUCCAAAGGCUUCAACGUUAACGACGUCCCCAACAAAGGAGUCAACGGAGCUCCCCUGAAAGUGUGUCCGCAGGGUUUCUCCUGCUGCACCGUGGAGAUGGAGGACAAGCUAAGCCAGCAGAGCUACACGGAGAUCAAAGCUCCCGUCUCCAGGCUUAGCACCAACCUACAAUCCACCUUCAAACAGAAGCACGACCACUUUGACAAGUUUUUCCGUGAGCUUUUGAAAAACGCAGAGAAGUCGCUGGACAGCAUGUUUUUUAAAACGUAUGGGAUGAUGUACGUCCAGAAUGCCGAACUUUUCAAGAACUUCUUCCAGUCCCUUACCCGGUACUACGUGUCCGGCAGUGCUGCCAUCAACCUGGACUCUAUGCUGUCAGACUUCUGGGCUGACCUUCUGGAGAGGAUGUUCCGGCUGGUCAAUGUGCAGUAUGACUUCAGUGACAGCUACAUGGAGUGCGUCAGCCGGCACACAGAGGAGCUGCAGCCCUUCGGCGACGUGCCCCGCAAGCUCCGCAUCCACUUAACGAGGUCCUUUAUCGCCGCACGCACCUUUGUGCACGGUCUGGCACUCAUGCCUGAGGUGGUCAAUAAAGUUUCUACAGUCAGCGCCUCUCCCAGCUGUGUGCGAGCAGCCAUGAAGAUGUUGUACUGUCCCUACUGCUCGGGCCAAGUAGCCCUGAAACCCUGCCAGAAUUACUGUCUGAAUGUGAUGCGUGGCUGUUUGGCUAACCAGGCAGACUUGGACUCAGAGUGGAACAACUUCCUCGACGCCAUGUCUAAUCUAGCUGAGAGGCUCGAAGGUCCCUUUAAUUUCGAGUCUGUCAUGGACCCCAUUGAUGUGAAGAUUUCAGAGGCCAUCAUGAAUAUGCAGGAGAACAGCAUGCAGGUAUCGCAGAAGGUUUUCCAAGGAUGUGGGAUGCCUAAAACAAGCACGACCUUCCGUUCCAAACGCUCUGUUAAAGAGUCCACCUUCACCAGCCGUUUCCGCCCUUACAGUCCUGAAGCAAGACCCACCACUGCUGCUGGGACCAGUUUAGAUCGCCUGACAAACGAAGUGAAAAAGAAAUUGAAACAUGCAAAAAAGUUCUGGUCCACAUUGCCCGAGACUGUGUGUGUAGUUGAGGGGAUCGCAGCUGGAGACGAGUGCUGGAAUGGUACAGCAAAAAGCAGGUAUGAAUCAGUUGUCACUGGCAGUGGGCUGGCCAAUCAGAUAUCAAACCCAGAUGUGGACGUGGACAUAACGAAACCAGACAUUGUGAUCCGCAGUCAAAUUGCGGUUUUGAAGGAAAUGACGAGGCGGCUCAAAGCAGCACACAGUGGCAUUGACGUGACCGUAGAAAACGAUGAUGAUGGCAGUGGAGGUGAGAGCGGCAGCGGUUGCGACACUCUUCCCUGCGACACAGACAUGUACUUCUCUACACCGAAGUCUGCUGGAACAGAGCAGGGUGGACCAGAGCAGGGUAGAACACCGCGGGUUCAUCAAGUGCAAAGCAAUAACUCAGCCGGGGGCACCUCACGGGGAGGCAUGGCGCUGGCGCUCUGCGGGCUCGCCCUGGCCCUGUUAGCUCCCCACUUGAGAUAAAACUGGCUGGGCAGGGAGAGGGAAGAGAACGACCAGGAACAACAGCGCAAAGGGGAAAACUGUCAGAGAGACUCUAAAAAAGACUGCCUUCAGGACCUUGGACUGUCCACCAUUGGGGUGGGGGGGAAGAAACUUCUUAAUAUUACAAUAACCUCACUAUUAACUAUUUGUUUGUAUGUUGUUAAGGACAUCAGUGUACAGCAAUAUGAUUUUCUUCCCAAGAGAUUCAACUUUGACCCCCAGAUAAACCUGUACUCAUUGGCUCUUUAGGAGCUACUUUUUGGUUGUGCUUGCAGCUUUUCAAACAUUAUGAUUGUCUUACUUUGGCAGUUUAAUCUCAUGAUGAACUCUGUGCCUUCUUCAGUGAUUGCCAUCCUAAAUCUAAGCAUUAAGAAAGAUACUGGGUUAAGCACUGAGUGCCUGUGUUGGGACACAUCUUCAUAUUUCUGAGGCUGUUCUUUCUAUCAGUCAGAAAACAUGACUAAUAGAAACAGAGCUUAUGUAAUGCUGUCUUGUUACCAAUUCAUAACUAUUUUUGCACAUUAUGAAAGUGCAUACUGUGAAUAUUUGUGCCUGUGUGCAUUUAUACUUUUAGAAACAUGAGAAAUUCUGAAACAGUCUGAGACCUUUUUUUGUGUGUGUGUGUGUGUGUGUGUGUGUGUAUGUGUGUUCAAUUUGCUUUGAAUGCAGCGUGUCUCAGAAAUACAGUGAAAGAGGUUACAGCACAGGUGCUCAUGUUUGACCUGGAGAUGGCAUCAUUCUGUAGAAGAGUCCGCGGGGCGCUCUGCAAGCCCAAACAUGCAUAACGUACGUCUGCUGCGAGCUUUAUCACAACCUAACUUUUUAAAUUUCCUCAUUAUUGUUUAAUUGAAUUUCUUUCAGCUUAAGCAGUUCAAUAGUAAGGUCAUACCUCAUGCUUACUGUGUCAAUGCAAUCUAGAAACAAUGACGAAGAGGUUGAAAGUGUCUGAUGGAGUUAGAUACGUGGUCGACGUCCCCUCCCAUAACCCCUAAAGAAGGCAAAGCUGACAAGUCCCAAAUGCCCUUUUUUGGUAUUGUAAGCUCAGUUCGGCACCGGAGAUCUGACUCUACAGUCUUAUUGUUUGGAAAGAAAAGGGGGUGACGUGCACGUUUGGAGCGUUUUUAAAUUAAGCAAGUCAAGAGGAACAAAAGACAGUGUUUUAAUCAAAUGGAAAUCUAGAAAAGAUUAUUUUAAUACAGGGUUUUAUGUUGAGGAGGUGUUGAGAUUUUUAGCUAUUUUUGGUAUGAAGAUAUAUAUUAGGUACUACAGUGGAUUUUACUGCUAGUUGUAGGUGAUGGAAGAGGUCAGUGUGCACAGGUAAAGGGGGUGCUGAUGGUCAGUGUGCACAGUUUUUUGGGAUUUUUACUUUUGUUGUUUUGUUUUGUUUGGCCCACAUCCCCCCUCCCACAGUCCACACUUGUACCUCGAAAAAUGGCCUGUGUCAGUAUACAUGGACUCAUUGUGAACUUUUCUCAUUUCAACUCAAGGUGGAACAUUCAGUGUUGUCACGAUUACUACCAAAAUUAAUGCAAUGAAAGGUGCCUGUUUUUGUUUUGUUUUUUUGUUAUUUUUUUUAAUGUUUGGUACAUUAGCAUCUUCUUAAGGUUUAAAACAAAAGAGAAUGUAGAUGUUGAUGAUUUAUGAUCUAUCUGCUCAGAUUCCCUGAAAGGUGUUUGAGUAUAUUACCUGCUGACAAGCACAAUGUACGUUUUCUCCUUAGAGCUUUUAAUUUGAUAAUCGGCUCCAUAAGUUGCAUUACCUAUCCAUUUCAUCUCUACAGUGGUGCCACCUCAUGCAGUGUUGGUACACUAAUAUAUUCCAUGUAUUUUAAAGUGAUUUCAAACAUGCUUUUAGAAAUGACAGAUUAUUCAAAAUGCAACAUCUAGAAUGUUUCAAUGUGCAGAUUUAGAUUUUUUUUUUUUAAAUUCUCAAAGUAAUUUAUUAAUUUGGACAGAUUUGUAAAAGCUGAACUAACAGAUUUGCCGCUUUCUCGUGAGACUGCAUGGAUGAAACAUUAGGUGUAGUUAUUCUUUUGCUUCUUGUCCGGCUUGGAAAUUGACAGGUUGAUUGUAAAACUUACACGACAUCUUCAGGUUAUCAAGUUACGUUCGCAAUCAUCAGAUGAGGACGUCAUAUCAAGAAUCUGACUUUGAAGGAUUUGAUGAAACAUCUAUGCAACCCGUAUUAAAUACUGAAGCCUUAAUUUAAAAAUCACAAAGCUGUGCUUGAGCAGCUCGAUUUGGCAUUACUUCUGCAGGUGACCAGUUGAAUUCUACUUUUUUUGUUUUGUUUUUUUUUUCUCCCUUGUGUUCCAUCAACAUUGCUACAAGGGCACGUGUUUGUGUCAUGUGGAAGAGUCGUGUUGAGUGCGAAGAAGCCCGACUUUUGGAGAGACAGAAGAAAUGUUUUAGGCUGACGAUGGCAAAAAAUGUCUGUGCUUGCAGGCCAGGGCAGCAACAUUUUCCAGCUGGCGGGAGUUGGUCCAGCUGCUGGAAGAUGUUCAUUCAAUCCACAAAGCGACUUCAGUCUCGUGUCUUUUAAAGUUGGACUGGUGUUGAAACCUUUCCAGAUGCCUUUGGCCCUCAAGAACAGAAAGGACUCACUCUCUGAGGAGCGAGUGAGUGAGUGACUGAAAAGAGUGGGGAAAAAAAAUGUAAAUAAAAAGCAGCGGUUUUAGAUGUCUCUGAAAGAGACAUCUAAAACAGAUUUUUACUUGUCAGAGUAUCUCCUAAAUGUUAUGGAAAAACAAGAUGAGAUAGAUGUUAAAGUGUAAGAGAAAAUGUAUAUUAAACAACAUUUUUAGUCUUGCUGAAAUAAAGACUGCCAAUAUUUA
This is a messenger RNA of Archocentrus centrarchus (flier cichlid), 5123 nucleotides long. It is a transcript of the gene gpc4, whose product is annotated as glypican 4. NCBI's taxonomy places the organism in Eukaryota, Metazoa, Chordata, Actinopteri, Cichliformes, Cichlidae. Gene Ontology annotation, cellular component: cell surface; extracellular region; plasma membrane. Bases 575 to 2269 code for a protein of 564 amino acids. The record is from RefSeq and is a predicted model, not a curated record. Gene Ontology annotation, biological process: cell migration; regulation of protein localization to membrane; regulation of signal transduction. The transcript has 9 exons.